AUGUCACCACCACCAAACCCCACCAAAACCCAUCUCCUAGAAUGGAAAUCCUCACCAUACACAGCAAUUCCCGCAUCCGAAAGCCACAUCUCCAUCCCAGAAUCUUCUCACUCCCAAAAACAACCUUAUAAAUUCCGCAACGCCAUCCCGUUCCUCCUCCACUUCCUAUUCUUCACCACAUACACCACCAUAUUCUUUGCCUCACAAAGAAACAGUAACAGACUAGACCCCCUAGGAAUCCCCUACGAGCAAAAGAUCUUCGAAGUCAGCACAUCCCUCAACACCUCCAGCGCACGCCUCUACGCCGGCGAGCCAAGCGAAGAACUCGAAGCCGCCUGGGGGGAGUUAUUAAAAAGUAUUCUACCCCCCCCCUUCUUUCUCAAAGAAAGCAAGCAUACUGAUGUCAAAAACCAAGAUGCGAAUAUCCGCAUCCCAGAAGCAGAGAUCAGGAAAUUGGGUAGAUUAGAUCAAGCCGUGCGAUUUACCGAUGGCUCAGGAUACUUUGCUCAGAUGACUGUGUACCAUCAUUUGCAUUGCAUUGUAACUCUCCCUCCCCUUAUCCCAAUCAAUACUUUGAUAUAAUUUUAAUGAGCAAAACACUAACGACGAGAAUAGAAAAGACUCCAUAAAUCCCUCCAUCUAGAGCAUUACUGGCCAAACGCCACAGCAGAAGAACUCUUCCAGCUACGCGCACAUAACUGUACCUCUCCUCCCUUUUCCCUUCCCUUCUCUUCCCCUCCCCCAUACCCCCAUACCCCCCUUAUAUACACCCUCCCCCCUCCCCUUCCCCCCCCAGUACCCCUCUACCCACACCUCAAACAAACACCAAAACUAACACACAAAAAGCCCACUGCCUCAACACCCUCCGCCAAGCCCUAACCUGCCAAGGCGACAGCACACUAAUAACCUUCAAAUGGGGGGUGUCCCAACCCGUUCCCUUAGGGAACUUCUCGUCGCCACAUGCGUGUCGGUCGUGGGGGGCAUUGGAUGCGUGGAAUGCGGAGAGGGGGGUGGAUGUUUUUGUGCCGGGGUUGGUGGUGCAUCCUUUGCUUGGUGAGGAUGUUUUUUUAAUUUUAUUUUUGUGAUUUGGGGGAAUGGGAUCGGGGGAAUGGGGGGAGAGGGGUGGGUGAUGGGAAGAGUGUGCUAAUUUGUUUUUUUGUAGGUCCUGCGUAUGGAGAUCCGGGAGAGAGG
Molecule: messenger RNA, 1191 nt
Organism: Hymenoscyphus albidus
Lineage: Eukaryota; Fungi; Ascomycota; Leotiomycetes; Helotiales; Helotiaceae
Source: the annotation of a GenBank genome assembly